CUAGGGGAGAUGACACGUGUCCUAAGUAAAGUGAAAAUUGGGAACUGAGCAAAGGCAAUGAAGAGCAGAAGAUAGUGGUUCUUGCUUUGAAUCAUAACUCCUCACCUCUGCAAAUCUCUCUUCAUAGUCUUCACCUUAGAGACUGGCACCCAAUCCACCUCGAAUAAGUCUUGAACCAGCACCAUAAAACUUAUUUCCAAAUGGAUGAGGUUGGGGAUUUGCGAGCUGUCUCGGCCCAUCAGGCUGGGCUCCCUCAUAAUUGUACAGUUUGUUAAUUCAGGAGACAAGAACUCCAGCGAAGAGAUCUGAAAUCCAGAAAACAAGGCAUCGGUUCGUUUGCAGAGCAAGCACCACCAUCUCCUUCCCCUGCUCUUCAUUGCUUUGGCUCAAUUUCCAGUUUUCACUUAACUUAGAAGAACACGUGUCGUCUCGUUAGUGGAGGUUGUCAGCCUUGGCUAACCAUACCUGAUGGUUAGCAAAGUAAAUACGUUGUUCUGCAACACUGAAUCUGCUACGCGACAAAAUAUAACCUGCAACGCAGGAGGAAGAUCAAGCUGCUAGAGACAAGAUCAAGCUGGCAUGCCCUCUUCAGCAGGAGGCUGUUGCAUGGUACGACAAUUGCACUUUACAGUACUCAGACAAGUCCAUCUACGGCAUCAUGGAAACUACUCCUUGUUACAGUAGAUGGAACGAACAAAACGUAUCAACGCCAGAUGUGGAUGGGUUCUACAACCAGCUCAUAGCCUUGAUGGAAAGACUAAGUGGUCAAGCCGCGGCGAAUGGUCCUCUUCUCAAGUGUGCGGUGGGAAAUUUAACCCCUCCAGGUAUAUAUCAAACAAUAUAUACCUUCCUGCAGUGCAAUCCAGAUUUGUCCCCGCAAGACUGCAGUGAUUGCUUAACAUCAGCUCGGUUCGAUGUCAGAAAUUAUUUCUUCGGAAAAAAAAUUGGGGUGAUCAUUUACGCCAGCUGCACCAUAAAAGUUCUGGAUUCUGUAUUUUAUGAACCUGCAAGUAUUGAGGCACUAUUACUAUCAGCGAAUGGUACAACUUCAGGAAAUACUACUACAACUUCAGUAAACCCUGCUGCAGCUCCAGGAGGAAGUCCAGGAAAGAAGCAGAGUAAUAAAUCUCGGACUAUAAUCAUUAUUGUAGUGGUAAUUGUUGUUUCUCUGGUACUGGUUAUACUUAUAUGCAUUUGCAUUUAUGUAAGAAUCAGGAAGACAAAGAAAAACCUUGAAGGCUCAUCCGAAGUGAGAAGUGCAGAAACAUAUGCCCUGCAAGUCCCCUUUCGCUCUAUUAGAGAUGCAACGAAUGACUUUUCUGAAUCAAACAAGCUCGGACGGGGUGGAUUUGGUGUUGUUUACAGAGGUAGGCUUUGGGACAAAAUAGAUGUAGCAGUGAAAAGGCUUUCUACAGAUUCUUCACAAGGAGAUAUAGAAUUCAAAAAUGAGGUUGAACUAGUGGCCAAACUUCAGCACCGGAAUUUAGUUAGGCUCCUUGGUUUCUGCCUGGAACGAAGCGAAAGAAUUCUUAUCUAUGAGUUUGUUCCAAAUGCAAGUCUCGAUUAUUUCAUAUUUGAUCCAAUCAAGCGCGAACAGUUGGAUUGGGAUAUUCGCUACAAGAUCAUAAUAGGCAUUGGGCGGGGACUCCUUUACCUUCAUGAAGAUUCCCGUCUUAAAAUUAUCCAUCGUGAUCUAAAAGCUAGUAAUAUUCUAUUAGAUGCAGAAAUGAACCCCAAAAUUGCAGAUUUCGGAUUGGCAAGAUUAUUUGAUACGGAUCAAACACAAGGUGAAACUAAUCGAAUUGUGGGGACCUAUGAAUAUAUGGCUCCAGAGUAUGUAAUGCGUGGACACUUUUCGGUGAAGUCUGAUGUUUACAGUUUUGGUGUGCUGGUUUUGGAGAUUAUAACCGGACAGAAAAAUAGUUCUUUUCGGCAUGAAGAAAGUACAGAGGUUCUUCUAAGCUACGCCUGGAAUAGUUGGAGGGAGGGGACAGCCUUAAACUUAAUAGAUCCCAUGCUAAGAAGUGGUUUUUCAGGACCCGAAAUAAUCAGAUACAUUCACAUUGCAUUGUUGUGUGUGCAACAAAGUGUAGCUGCUAGGCCAACCAUCGCUGCAGUUAACCACAUGUAUAGCAGCAACUCUCUCAAUCUCCCUGCACCCUCACAACCAGCAUUCUUUAUGCCUGGGGGCAUUGGAUCCUCAUCCAACACAUCGUCGGGAGGGGAGAACAAAUGCAGAAACUUGAUCCAAAUUUCAGCACAGGAUAUAGAUAUGAUUACGGAGCUAUAUCCUCGCUAGGUUUCGAUGCAAGGACGGGAUAACUUCAUGUACAGAAUUUUGUAAGGACUCGUUUGUUCAUAGUAGAUACUCGGGUGUGUGUGUUUGGUGGGGUGGUAAGGCUUUGGUCUCAUAUAUAAGAGGUCAGGAGUUCGAGCCCCAUCAAGGGUGGGAAUGGGGUGGGGUUUCUAAAAAAAAAAAAAAAAAAAAAUAGUAGAUACUCGUUUGUUGUUCUGUCAGCCCAAUAUCUAUAGGAGGCCCAAGGGUGCAGCUUCUGAGAUUGUUGGAGAGAAAUGUAGAGCAACCGAAGAGGAAGAGAGAUUGCCCUGUGGAAAGUUUGAAGGCAAAAAAUCACAAAUAGUCACUGAGUUAUGACUCAUUCGACACUUAACUCACUGUAUUUUCAACAAUAUCACUUAAUUCACUCACUUUUACAUCUGUCUUUCACUUAACUCACUGCCGUUAAUUUUACCGUUAGAAGCCG
Molecule: messenger RNA, 2762 nt
Organism: Rosa rugosa (rugosa rose)
Lineage: Eukaryota; Viridiplantae; Streptophyta; Magnoliopsida; Rosales; Rosaceae
Product: cysteine-rich receptor-like protein kinase 44
Exons: 7
Coding region: 659-2299 (546 amino acids)
Biological process (GO): protein phosphorylation
Molecular function (GO): protein kinase activity; ATP binding
Source: RefSeq, a predicted model, not a curated record